Messenger RNA from Adineta steineri, 975 nucleotides. The record is from the annotation of a GenBank genome assembly. Lineage: Eukaryota; Metazoa; Rotifera; Eurotatoria; Adinetida; Adinetidae.
AUGUCUGAUUCAGUUAAUUCUACUCUUGUUAUUCAACUUAAUCUCUUUACAUUUCAAAUGAAUCGAUACAUGUCAAUAUUUAUUAUGUUAUUUGGUUCAGUUGGUAAUAUUAUAAAUUUAAUUAUAUUUUAUCGUCCUAAACAUCGUACAAAUCCGUGUGCUGUAUAUUUUUUUUAUGCAUCAAUUGCUGGUCUUAUUGCUUUAUAUUCUGGUUUAUUGAGUCGAAUAUUUGCUGGUUUUCAACUAGAUUUAUCAGGAACGACUGAAGGUUUAUGUCAAUUUCGAGCAUUUAUUAUCUGGGUUUCAACUACUGCUGCAUCUUGGUUUUUAACUUAUGCAACUGUUGAUCGAUAUUGUAUUAGUUGUCGAAAUGUAAAUCGUCGAAAUUUAAGUAAUCUUCGUUAUACACAACGUUUAAUGAUAAUUACGUUUAUAGGUGCAUCAAUCGUAUUUGCUGAAACUUUUUAUUGUUAUGUACCAAAUCUUAAAAAUUCUCCAUUAACAUGUUAUGGUCGAAGUAUAGCAUGUCGUCUUUACAAUGAAAUAUCAUCAGCAUUAUUAUUUGUUUUUAUUCCAUCAAUAAUUAUGUUAAUAUUUGGAUUUGCAACAGUACAAAAUGUAAGAAAACUACUUACUUCUAUAGCACCAUCAGCUAGUACAGAAACAACAGCAAAAACAAUAAAAAAAACUGAUCGACAAUUAAUUCAAAUGUUAAUUAUUCAAGUAGUUCUAUCGACAAUAUUUAAUAUUCCACUAGCAGUUUAUCGACUUUAUUUAACAUCAACAUUAUAUAUAUUAAAAACUCCAUUAAGAUCUACGAUUGAAAAUCUUUUUUUUCAAGCAUUUUAUCUUCUUAGUUUUAUGACUUUUGGAAUGCCAUUUUAUAUCUAUACAUUAACAGGAACUGUGUUUAAGAAUGAAUGUACAACUUUAUUUCAAGUUAUUUCUCGAAAAAUGAAAGCGUUUACUCCAUGA